AUGGUGGCUGGGCCUUUCCUAGACUCCCCCUUCUCUUGGGCUUGUUGGCAUCCCCUGUUCUUCCUUGCCCUGGAGGCCCUUCUGACGGGAUCCAGCUGGAGCUGCCCUUCCAGGUGCCACUGCUCCUCCCAGGACAGGUCUGUCUUCUGCAACCGCCGGCGCCUGACCACCGUGCCGGGCGGGAUCCCCCCAGAGUCUGAGCUCCUGGACCUGAGCAAGAACCGGAUCAGGACCUUACACCAGGGCAUGUUCUCCCGCCUGCAGCCCUUGAAGGAGCUGGACCUGAGCGAGAACAUCAUCUCCAACAUCGAGCCCGGAGCCUUUAACAGCCUGCAGAAGCUGAUGACCCUGAGGCUGAAGAGUAACCAGCUGAAAAUCGUCCCCCCUGGAAUCUUCACCGGCCUCCCUAACCUCACCAUCCUUGACAUCAGCGAGAACAAGAUCGUCAUCUUCCUGGACCACUCCUUCAAAGACUUGUUCCACCUUAGGAAGCUGGAGGCCGGGGACAACCACCUGGUCUUCAUCUCACCGCAAGCCUUCAGCGGGCUCCUCCGCCUGCAGCAGCUCACCCUGGAGAAGUGCAACUUGACGAGCGUGCCCCAGCUCGCCCUCUCCCAGCUUCACCACCUGGUCGAGCUCCGGUUCCAGGUGCUCAACAUCAGCGUCCUCCACAACUACUCCUUCCAGAGGCUGCACCGUUUGAACGUGCUGGAGAUCAACCGCUGGCCUUUCCUGGCGACGCUGGAGCCCCGCAGCCUCUUGGGACUGAACUUGACCUCCUUGUCCAUCACCAAGUGCAACCUCAGCGCCGUCCCUUACGAGGCGUUCAGGCAUUUGGUUUAUCUCCAGUACCUGGAUCUCUCCCACAACCCCAUCUCGGAGAUCCCUGGCAAGAGGCUGAGCGACCUUUCACGCCUUCAGGAAUUCCACCUCUCCGGAGGCAGGCUGGCCACCAUCGCCACCAGUGCCUUCCAAGGACUCAACUCCUUCCGGCUGCUCAAUGUCUCGGGCAACGCCCUGAGGACCUUGGAAGAAGGGGUCUUCCACUCGGUGGGGAACCUGGAGAUCCUGCGGUUAGACAGGAACCCCCUGGCCUGUGACUGCCGGCUCCUAUGGAUUAUCCGAAGGCGACGCAGGCUUAACUUCGGAGGGCAGCAGCCCGCCUGCGCCAGCCCCACGACGGUCAAAGGGAAAGUCUUCAAGGACUUCUCCGACGUCCUCCUGCCCAGUCACUUCACCUGCAGGAAGUCUAAGAUCCCAGACAAGACGCCUCAGCAGGUGAGCGUGGAAGAGGGGGGCAAAGCAACCCUGAGCUGCAAGGGCGAAGGGGAUCCACACCCCAUCGUCUACUGGGUGUCACCUCAUAACAUCCGCCUGGAUUCCAACCACAAGGGGCGGAUGAGGGUCUUCGCAGAUGGCACCUUGGAGAUUGACUAUGCCUUAGCCCAGGACAGCGGCACCUACCACUGCGUUGCCAGCAACGUAGCAGGGAACGACACGUUGCUGGCGCACCUGCGCGUGAGCAAGCCCUCCGCCCAGUUGGGCAACGACUCCUUCCUGUUCUCCAACAGUUCGGAGGCCUUCCAGCCGUCCCUCAUCAACGUGGGCACGCUGGUGGGAGUCUUGGCCAUGGGCAUCCUGCCGUUCCUCAGCUCGGUCGCCGUCUGUUUCGUCUUCAUCUUCUUCUGGAGCAAGAGCAAAGGGAAGGUCAAGCAUCACGCCACCUUCGAGUUCGUCCCUCACUAUCCCCACGCGGCCUGGAACAAGCCACGCAGCAGCGGCGGCGGCGGCAAGUUUGCCAUGAAACUCAUGUGACGAAGGGGCCAUUUUCUCGCCUCGGGCCCCCAUAGCUUUGUAAACCCGGAAACGAAAAAUGCAGAGAACUUACAAAAUUGGUUCAUCUUUGUGAGCUGCCGAUGCCGGCACCACUCUCCACCUGUGUAGCAGCGCGGGGGGCCGGGGAGUCUUGUGGUCAACAUGAAGCAGAGAUCGUUUAUAGUGGACCUUUUUGGCCGAUUCUCAGGGACCUGGCGAAGAUACCGGUGCAGGUUUGGUGCAAAGAUUACAUGCUAAGGCAGAAGCUAGAGGCUUGGUGGCAUGGGGAGUUGGGCCUGGACUAUGCAGCCUUUCAUCUCUAGGUCACUGGUUCUAACACUGCCUAGGUUGGCAGGGGCUGGAGAACUGGGGACUUCUGGGGUGUGGUGAAGUUCCCAGGGGGGCAGCGGUCACAUCUCGAUAACUGGACGAGCCAUGGUCCUAACUCCAGGAAGUGGGCAGGUUUGAGGUGUGUUGGCUGGGCAGCAUGGGGGGAAAACAUAAAUGUCCCACAGCUGUGGAGAGAGGACGUGUCCUAACGGAGCGAGGUAGAGAAGGAAGGACCUUGGGGAAUGUCGUAAGAUCAUGACUCCUUCCCCUGGAGUGGAACAGCUCUCACACCAUGGCAGAAAAUAAUAAGAUGGUCUAAGCGGGGUAAUUUUUCAGGGGUUUGGGCAGUUCUGCUAUAAAAUGAUGGUGGUAAACCGGGGAAGGGUUAAAAAUUGGAAGCAUCUUUGCCAGGCCUGGAGUCAUCUUUGUCCCUGAAAUCACCCAGAUCCUUAAUGGGCUCCCAGAGGGGAGACACAAUGCUCAUCUUUCCCCUCCCCCCGGUCCCUUUUACAACCUCUCAAUCUGCAGUGAAUUAUUCAUGUCAGGCAAAAACCAAGCGUGCUGCUCAAGGCAAUCUAUUAAAACCACUGUGG
Malaclemys terrapin pileata is the source of this 2738-nucleotide messenger RNA. It is a transcript of the gene LINGO4, whose product is annotated as leucine rich repeat and Ig domain containing 4. The transcript has a single exon. Gene Ontology annotation, molecular function: protein binding. The record is from RefSeq and is a predicted model, not a curated record. The coding region runs from base 1 to 1815 and encodes 604 amino acids. Lineage: Eukaryota; Metazoa; Chordata; Testudines; Emydidae.